AUGGACUGUAGUCCAGCCGCCCUCGCCUGCAUCAGCGCCGUGUGGAUCACCCUCACGGCCUGGGCCGUCUACAGUCUUCUUCUCGCCGCGUCGCCGGUGGCACCAUGCAACACCACACUUGAUCUCCUCGUGGUGCUGGCCGCGGCCACCAGCCGGCUACUGCUGGUGACGUGCCGGCCUUCCCUGCCCACCGACGCACACGCUAGGGCGGCCGCGGCCGGCCGUUGUCGUCCUCGCCUCGCCGGAUACCGCGGGGCGAGCGCACGGGCGACGGACGCCGCCGCUGAUGAUAAUCAGGUCGUCCGGUCACACGAGCACGGCGACGCUGCCGCCAGCAGCACGGCGGUGCGGUGCGUGGUGUGCCUCGGCGAGGUGGGGAACGGGGAGCCGGUGAAGCGGCUGCCGGCGUGCCGGCAUCUGUUCCACCAGCAUUGCAUCAACCUGUGGCUCCACGGCCACCCGACGUGCCCGGUCUGCCGGUGCAGCGCCUUCGCGCCGCCUCCGGGGCCAGAUGGUUCGGGUUGA
Setaria italica (foxtail millet) is the source of this 525-nucleotide messenger RNA. Its product is annotated as E3 ubiquitin-protein ligase EL5-like. The record is from RefSeq and is a predicted model, not a curated record. NCBI's taxonomy places the organism in Eukaryota, Viridiplantae, Streptophyta, Magnoliopsida, Poales, Poaceae. The coding region runs from base 1 to 525 and encodes 174 amino acids. The transcript has a single exon.